Dentiscutata heterogama is the source of this 133-nucleotide messenger RNA. The record is from the annotation of a GenBank genome assembly. Lineage: Eukaryota; Fungi; Glomeromycota; Glomeromycetes; Diversisporales; Gigasporaceae.
AUGCCUGGCAAUGUUAUAACUUACAAAAGUUAUGAUUCUGUUUCUGAUGAUAUACGUGGACUGUAUCAACAAGAAUAUCUUAAUUCAAUUACGCCAAAUGGUCUCCCCCCUCAUGAAUUGCGCCUAAAGAUAG